Messenger RNA from Prunus armeniaca (apricot), 729 nucleotides. The record is from the annotation of a GenBank genome assembly. NCBI's taxonomy places the organism in Eukaryota, Viridiplantae, Streptophyta, Magnoliopsida, Rosales, Rosaceae.
AUGGGCGAGAUGAGCAAUCAACGUUGUGGCUGGACCGAUCAGCCCCUCCAUCAUUGGUCGGAGAAACCCAGUUUUGGCAGGCUCGGGUGUCCUAGCCGAUCUAGUUCUAAAAAGGAUGGCAUGCCACCAUCACCGUUGCUUCUGAUUGGUCAACCUCGCUUUUCAAGGCUUCCUUCAUGUCAGCUUCAUGACGAACAUAAGCAUAGGAUUCUUGGAGCCCAAGUGGAUGUAAUGCUUCAUAAUUUCUGGUGUCAUGCAGGUCAACAACCUCCUACUGCUACUACGUCCAAUUCAACGAGAACUCUUAACUUCAUGGUUUUCAACAUACCACUUGUCGUACUUGGGAUCUGUGUCGUUCUUCUUGGUGAGAGUAAUUCCGACAUGGAACAUAGUAUUGUCAAAUUGAACAACGACGGAAGUAGUGUUAGAAGCGGCAGCAGAUUCUUCUUCCUUGGCCAUUUGCAAGAAACUGAAAGUCAGUGCGGCGGCUGCGGAAUUCUUGCAACGACAGUGCAUGAUUAUGCAGUUCAGCUAUGCUUAAUAUUGUGCUGCAAUGUCGGUGUGUUGGGUUCUAGCGGUGGCAACGCUUUGAGUUCGUGUGGUGGUGGUGCAGUGGAUUUAGUUAAGGGUUUUCCUUUCUUUCUUCAAUGCAACUCUGGUGCCAAGAAGAAGAAUACUAUUUGGCUAAUAUUAUUUCAUAAUAUUCAUCUCACAAUGAGAUAUAUAUAA